Molecule: messenger RNA, 1751 nt
Organism: Lobosporangium transversale
Lineage: Eukaryota; Fungi; Mortierellomycota; Mortierellomycetes; Mortierellales; Mortierellaceae
Exons: 7
Coding region: 62-1492 (476 amino acids)
Molecular function (GO): FAD binding
Source: RefSeq, a predicted model, not a curated record
UUUUUUUUUUUUCUUAAAUACCAAAAUUUCCUUGAAGAUAAAAAAAAGAGUGAAAGAGACCAUGACAGAUCAAGCAACAACGAGUCCAACCACCGCUCCGCCAGCUGCAUUGGGCCAGACCAAGCCUACAGUCUUGAUUGUUGGUGCAGGUCUUGCAGGACUCCUAUUGGGUUUACUUUUAGAGAAGAUCAAAGUCCCUUACCAUAUUUAUGAGCGUGCUGUAGAAGUACGGCCACUUGGGUCUGUGAUGACUUUGGGAGCAAACAUUCUGCCAGUCUUUGAGCAACUGGGCCUAUUAGAAGAACUAUACAAGAUUUCACUCCCGCUUUAUUCAGCAUACAUUUAUAGCACUGAUAUGAAACAGGUUGGAUUCUUGGAUGGGAAGGGACAGAAAGAACUUACUGGCUACGACAUGCUGGCAUUCUCAAGACCAAAGCUCUACGACUUGAUGCGGAAACAAGUCCCAGUGGAGAAGAUCAGCAUGAAUAAAAAAGUGAUUCGGAUUGAAGAGGUCCCUAGUGAGGACAAGAUCAGAAUCUACUGUGUUGAUAAUUCACAUUAUGAAGGCCAUAUCCUAGUAGGAGCUGAUGGGGCUUAUAGUGGGGUCCGUAAGAGCCUAUACAAACAGCUGGAUGAGAAAGGAGUGUUGCCCAAGGAAGAUCUUGACAACUUCAAGAUGGCCUACGUCAAUUUAGUCGGCGUUGCAGACUUCAAGGACAGGGGGAAUGAUCAAACGAAUGAAAAAUAUCCACAGUUGAAAGACAACUUUGGAACUUUUGCGCAGAUUCUUGGGCAUGAUAAUCGCAGUUGGGGCGUCCGUAAUGUAGCGGACAAGCAAAUCUGUUGGUCCCUGAGUGCACAAGUCGCGGAGCCAGAGAGCCAAGGUUUGAACAUCAAUAACGCAGAAUGGGGCCCAGAAGCGAAUGAAGCCAUGAUUAAGCAGUUUGAGAACGAGCCCUGUCCCUGGGGCGGUAAAAUGGGCGACCUUAUUGAAGCCACUCCCAAGAAUUUAAUUUCCAAAGUCGUCCUCGAAGACAAAUUGUUUAAGACAUGGUACCAUGGUCGGACAGUUCUGAUCGGCGAUGCUGCCCACAAGAUGCUUCCUGGAGGCGCUCAAGGAGCGAUCAAUGCGAUGCAGGAUGCUGUAGUGUUGGCCAAUAGUAUCUUUGCUUUGACUGAUCUGUCUUUCAAAAACAUCACUGCAGCUUUUGAGACAUACUACCAUCAACGAUACAGUCGUGCAGGUGGGCAUGUCAAGCGUAGCAGUGUCAUGUCUCAACUCAUGGCGGGGCAGACAUGGACUGAUCGAACCAUUCGCCACGUGAUGUUCAACUACAUCCCAGAGUGGAUCCAUCAGUGGAGUCUGUCUAAAACUGCAGAGUACCGCCCACAACUGGCAUGGCUCCCAUUAGCCCCAAACCGCGGCAAAGGAAAUGUCUCGCCUCAGGAAUGCGUGAGGAAAGAGCUCGAGGAAACCGCCCAGGCUAUUUGAUAAAAAUAUAUCCCCUUUUCCACUUCAAAAGCAUUGAAGCAAAUAGUUGGUGACCAUGGAUGGCAUCUGUUCAAAAUAAGAUAAAGUGCAUACCCUCUUGAACACAAUUGAAAUGAAACACGUUAACAGCGCCCUUCAAAUAUCAAAACAAAAAUUUGCCAUUUGCCAUUUUUAGGCGAACGCAAUAGUCGAAAAGUCACUAAAACGGCAAAUGUCAUUUUUUGUUUUGAUAUUUGAAGGGCACUAUAUGUAAUCAGGG